Xylona heveae TC161 is the source of this 2064-nucleotide messenger RNA. RefSeq lists its product as hypothetical. The transcript has a single exon. NCBI's taxonomy places the organism in Eukaryota, Fungi, Ascomycota, Xylonomycetes, Xylonales, Xylonaceae. Bases 218 to 1588 code for a protein of 456 amino acids. The record is from RefSeq and is a predicted model, not a curated record.
GCGCCUUCUUAGGUCCGCGCCAGAACCUCAAAGCUGUGCGUGGUGCUUGUCCGAAAGACGGUCCUUCAUUCUUUAAUUUUCAUGAUGCUUGUUUAGACACGGGGUUUUUGCGCUGAAAAGCGCCCUCGCGUUGGAGACAGAACUUCACUCAGCUCCGUUCGCCUUAUCUCUCAUUGUGCUUCGCUCACCGCCAGAUCAUCGACGGUCUUAUGUAACAAUGUCCUCCUCUUUUCGCAUACAGCAGGCCCCAGAGCCGACGACACUGAAUAAUUCUCUGUUCUGGAAAAAGUCUGAGAUGUCUUUUCACCAAAAUCAUCAGACACACUCGAACUUAUUCCAAGUGCCUCAGACACCGUCUGCAUCUUCAUCACAAUGCUACUCUAUGCCCCUUGGUUCCGACAACCGGCCGUCCAUCUCGUUGCUUCAGGAUAGGGAACGCUUCGCGGACUUUAAGUCUUUUCGGGGCUCUCCAACCUCGAGCCCAGAAAGCUCGAUGACUAGCUCAAGCGAUGUCAUCAGCCCACCUCCUUUGGUAAAUCUGAAAUAUGACCUGGCAGGUGGUCUGGAGACUCCCUCUGGAAAAUACGGCCUCAUGACGGAGGAAGAUGCCGAAAGUAAUCAAUACGACAUCUCCUUCCGUCGGGGACGUGGAAACGCUGGACUUUUCGCUGAUCCCUACAAGGCGUCUAUGGGCGAAUACUUUCCCCCGCUCCCUUCAGCACUGGCUCAGGAGGGCAAUGGAAGGAAGCGCACCCAUUCAGAGAUCGAAGACUCCAGUGGUGGCAGCUGGGGAAGCUUUGUUUUCAACAUUGUGGGUGGUGUUGCUGGGAGAUUAUGGGAUCUAUGCGCUCGCACGAACCCUUUUCGCGGAUUCCACUCAGGUGUUGCAAGUGGCCAUUCUAUUACACGACCUCGGCAGGGUUCGAUGAGUAUGGGGGGCUCAUGGUAUUACGUUCAUGACACCGAUAUGCAGGAUGCAGGAAGCUCUUCGCCGCAACCCUUGCCCCAAACGAAAAGUCUGCAGUACGAACCGCAUCGGAAUCAUCAGCAAAGCAACACGACAGAGAGGCCAAGUAAACGUCAGCAAACUAGAAAGGCAACUGAAAAUAAUCUUUCCGCGAGCUGGGUUAUGGUGUCUUCUUCGAAUAAGGAGCCGUCAAGUAGCUACGCCUCCAUUGCUACGCCCUCGCGGAAACCUGCUUUGCAAACCGUUGAUAGCAGAGCUCGGCGACCGUCCCUUGCAAAGCUCUCCUCGAACUCGUCAUGCAGGCCGCUUUUCCCUGCCAGACGCCCCUCGUUUGUAUCACAAGCUAGCGCCCCCGCUUCUAUGUCCGCGUCUUCCGCCUCAGUUGCAUCUCCGCGCUCAUACGAUAUAUCUCAUACUGCUGGUCCGGCGCGAUCAACGCGAUCAACUUCAGGUACAAGCGCCUCUAAGCAUGCCAACAAACAUUUCCUCCCGGAGACACAACGAUAUGCGGCCAAGCGGCGAAAACAAGAAAGAGAGUUAAAUACAAGUUUUCGCAACAUGAACCGACAGCUUCGAUCCAUGAUCACUGAAGGGAAAGAAGCUUUGGCAUCCUUUCCUUAACGGCGAUAGUACCGAACUCUAUUGGACGAUUUCCCUUUUGUCUUUUUCUCCUUGGCAGUGCUUUUGCACAUCACUUUUUCUUCAUCUCUCCCAUCCACUCACGCAUGGCUUUGGCACUACUGUGCGCAGCCCGAAACACUUAGACGACCAGAUUGUAUUAGCGUUGGAUGACACGAAUUGGAUUACCACACGCAGUGUGCAGACGCCAUUGCGCUGGCCCGAAUAAUGAGGCUUAAUGACUAGACGACUUACGUUCUCUUUCUGAUUCAUCGAUACCUUGCAAGAAGUCGGCGCCCUCACCGAGAGCACCACGAGGAUUGUAUGCAUGAUCUGCAAUUUCUGCUGCACGUUUUUUGAAAGACUGUUAUCCGCACAAGUUAGUUUUUGUUAGUUUUCACUGUCACGUUGGAAAGAAAAAAAUUGAGAAAAUUCAUUUGGACACUGACCUCGGUUAAUACAUCAACAAUUUCCUCGUC